Camellia sinensis is the source of this 941-nucleotide messenger RNA. The record is from RefSeq and is a predicted model, not a curated record. Lineage: Eukaryota; Viridiplantae; Streptophyta; Magnoliopsida; Ericales; Theaceae.
GUACCAAAGAAGAAAACUAGGGGGGGCAUCAAAGUUAAAGAUGCAUGACAAAGGAAAACAAAAGUGUGAUGAAAUUGACUUCAAUGAAAGGAAUCAGCCUGUGGGACCUGAGUCAGUUAAACUAUCGACUUUAGAAGGGAUCUUGGCACGAGAGAUGGUGCCAAUAACCAUAGAGAGAUGUCCUGAUAUUCCAGAAGAGGUUAAAGACAAGCUAUGGGCUUGUGUGAAGAGAAGAGAAAGUCGAGCACCAUCAUCCAUAUCAAGAGUUGAUGUUUGGAUUAAAGGGCAUACGAGGAAGGAAGGAAAAUCCAUGAAUGAAGUGCUUGAUGCAACUGUGGGUACCAAUCCCUCCCAAAGAAGCUCCAAUCUACUCCAAUCUACUCCUCAUGACAACCUUUCAACUUCAGUGAAUGAAGUUGGUUCUGUUACUGAAAGCAUUAAAGCUAUGAAAUUAUCUAAACGUGGUGGUUCUUCAAUUGCAAACCUUCCAACUGGUUUAGAUAUGGAUCAAAGUAAUGGUGUGUCGAGCUUAGCAUAUGUCAAAUGCAAGUUGCUGUAUUGGGAGGGGUCAAACUUGGUGGUUGCAGAAGGCCAAAUUGCAUCAAGGGAUCCCAAGUCAAAGGUGCAUCAUGCAACUCUUGGAGCUUUGUGUUGGAAAGUAUGGGUGAACCAUGUAACAGUCAACGUGCCGUUGUUUCGUUCUACUCGUGAGAUGUAUGAUCUUCAAGAUGCAAUAGGAAGUACAGUUGGAUGGCCUAGUCAAUUCAUUCUUUUGGACUAAAUAUUGGACUAAUUGAUUUAUGAUUUGUAGUUAUACUUUUUGGAUGUUUAAAGUCGUAUUUUAGAGAUUAGUGAAUCUUAUGAUUUGGAUACUUUUUUUGAUUUGUAUGUUUGAGGUUGUUAUCAGCUUGAUAUGAUAGAAGCUAAGGAUAAAAGUUAGU